Closterium sp. Naga37s-1 is the source of this 2084-nucleotide messenger RNA. Lineage: Eukaryota; Viridiplantae; Streptophyta; Zygnematophyceae; Desmidiales; Closteriaceae. The record is from the annotation of a GenBank genome assembly.
AGUCUGCCCUAGCCCCUUUCUGUGAGCACCAUCCAAAGAAGCAGAAGGGGAGGGCGAGCGGGCAGGGAGGCAGUAAGGCAUGGAAGGAGCGACGAGAGAAGAAGGGUGCGCUGAAGCGGACAGGGGGGGAUGGGAGCAAGGGUGAAAAGGAGGGGGUAAGGGAGAGGGACGAGGGAGGUGAAGGGCUAGCGGAAGGGAGAAGCGAAAUGGAUGUGCUGAAGAGGCGGGUAGACGAUGGGUGCAAGGGCGGGAAGGAAGUAGGACGGGAGGAGGGAGGAGAAGGGGAGAAGGACGAAAAACGGGACAGAAAAAGGAGCGAAAGGGAGGAGAAUGGGGCCUUGCAUAGUGAGGGCGAGGAGGGCGAAAAGAAGGAAGGGUUGAAGGGGAAGCGAACAGAAGCGAUGGUGGUGGCUAUCGAAUCGACUCGGAAUGUGGAGCGUAACGGCGCUGAGUUAGAAAAGGAGGAAGGGGUGGAGGGGAAGAGGGCUGCAGUGGUGGUGGCGGGGAGGACGGACAAGGGCGUGCAUGCAGCAGGGCAAGUGUGUGCCUUCCACACAUGGAAGAAUCCCCUGGAUCUCACAGCGGUAGCUGCAGCUGCUGAUGCAGACAUGUGCUAUCAGCCCUCCCCCUUUUCCCCGCUCAUCCCUUCCCCUCCACUCCCCGUCCUCACCCCUCCCCUGCAAUCAGACACGUGGAAAGACCCCCUUGAUCUCACAGCAGUAGCUGCAGCUGUUGAUGCAGUGACCAAGGGAAGCCUGAGAGUCAUCAGCAUUUCAAAGUCCCUUCUCUCUCCCCCUUCCCCCCUCACUUGCAAGUCCCUCGCUCCUUCCACCCACAAUUUUCAGUCCGCUGGCGCUGUCAUCUCUAGUUUUGAGACGUCCCUCGCUCCUUCCACCCGCAAUUCUCAGCCCGCUGGCGCCGCUACCUCUACCUGCUGCCGCUUCUGCUGCAGUGGGAGUGAUGCUCAUCAGACCGCCCAACCCAAUACUUCUGCUCACCAUCUCCCUCUCCCUUUCCCUUCCUGCCCUUCAGGUCCCGCGCUCCUUCCACCCGCAAUUCUCAGCCCGCUGGCGCCGCUACCUCUAUGUGCUGCCAUUGCUGCAGUGGGAGGGGUGCGCCUUAGGAACCCUGAGCAUGAAAAGGACCUUUCUGGUGCUGUUGAUGAUGGUGCUUUUGAGUCGACUCAAAGCCAUGUUAAGAAGGCGUGUGUGGCAGUACAGGACCUUUCUGGUGCUGUUGCUGAUGGUGGUGGCGCCGCUGGUGACAGUGCUGCUGGUGGUGCUGCAGCUGGUGAUGGUGCUGAUGGUGGUGGCGCCACUGGUGACAGUGCUGCUGCUGUUGAUGGUGGAAACGGUGCUGGUGCUGGUGCUGGUGCUGGUGCUGUUUAUUCAAUAAAGGAGGAUGCGAAUGGCAAAACGACCAUCCCGUGCCACAUUCCCCUGCAUGCUCUGGAGACCCAUACCCGCGCCCAUGGCCCCACCUGCUUCCGCGCGUUUGUCCGCGACACUGCUGCUGGCAGAGGCAGACCCAUGCAUGCUCUGGAGACCCAUGCAUGCUCUGGAGACCCAUGCAUGCUCUUGAGACCCAUGCAUGCACCCAUGGCCCUACCUGUUUCCGAGCAUUUGCCCGAGACACUGCUGCUGGCAGAGGCAGGUGAGAGAGGGCAGGUGAGGAGGACGGGUGAGGAGGGCAGCGGAUCCGCUACAGUGUGCAACCUCUGGCGAGCAAGAGCCUUAGAAGCGAACUUACCGGUUGCUGCAGAGAAAGCUGGUGAACCAGAAGGAGCAUUGGCAGAGGGCCGUGCAAUGUGCGUCCCAACAGGAGAAGCAGGAGCAGCGGGAACAGCAGGGGUAGCAUCAGCAGCAGGAGGAGCAGGCAUGCGAGUUCUGUGUGUGGAGCUGAUGGUGCGAGUGCUGGUGGCGACGGCAGUGAGGGAGGCAGCAGCAGGGGGAGGUGACACCUGUCUGCUGAGGCUGGCAGCAACAGGGGAGAGGCGGUCCACAGCUCCCCCUGCCCCUGCUGCUGGCCUGUGCCUGGUGGAUGUCGGCUACAGUGAUAUCUUGCCUCUACCCUUAGGCUGCUGA